AUGAGUAAGAAACAACCAAAUAAACAACAUGCAAUCAGUAAUACUGUUACAGAAGCAAUAGAUUUUAUUUAUCAGCGCUUACGUGCUGACAUUUUUCGUCUUGGUUCCGUUACACCAUCUACUUCACAUAUAUUUUUCGUUUUUGGUGCAUCCGGUGAUUUAGCUAAAAAGAAAAUUUAUCCAACACUUUGGUGGUUGUAUCGUGAUGGACUUUUACCAGAACAUAUUCGUUUUAUUGGCUAUGCUCGUAGUCAAAUAACAAUUGAAAAAAUCUUUGAAAAUGCUGCUAAAUAUAUGAAAGUUCAGGAAGAUGAACGUGAAAUGUAUGAAAAAUUUGUCCAAAUAAAUUCUUAUAUUGCUGGUUCAUAUGAUAAUGGAAAAGAUUUUGAAAAAUUGAAUGCUGAAGCUAAUAAAUUAACAAAACAACAAAGUGCACAUCGAAUUUUUUAUUUAGCAUUACCACCAAGCAUAUAUGAAAGUGUUACUGAAUUGAUUAGUGAACAUUGUCGACCAGAAUCACCAGGUUGGUUACGUUUAAUUGUUGAAAAACCAUUUGGUAAAAAUCUUGAAAGUUCAAAUAAAUUAUCUUUACAUUUAAGUAAAUUCUUUACUGAAGAAGAAAUUUAUCGAAUUGAUCAUUAUUUGGGAAAAGAAAUGGUACAAAAUAUAAUGGUACUUAGAUUUGCAAAUCAAAUUUUAUCAAGAGUUUGGAAUAGAGAUUCUAUUGCUGCAAUUGUUAUUGUUUUUAAAGAAGAUAUUGGAACACAAGGAAGAGGUGGUUAUUUCGAUGAAUUCGGAAUUAUUCGAGAUGUUAUACAAAAUCACUUAAUGCAAAUUUUAUCAAUUAUUGCCAUGGAGAAACCACGAUCUACCAAAGGUGAAGAUGUUCGUGAUGAAAAAGUAAAACUAUUACGCUCUGUAGCGCCAAUAAAAAUUGAAGAUGUUGUCAUUGGACAAUAUGUUGGUAAUAAAGAUUCAACAGAUGUUGAACAUCAACAAGGUUAUUUAGAUGAUGAAGGCGUACCAAAAGAUUCGACAACACCUACAUAUGCACAAGUUGUUCUCUCGAUUAAUAGUGAACGUUGGGCUGGUGUACCGUUUAUUCUUCGUGCAGGUAAAGCAUUAAAUCAAAAAAAAGCUGAAGUACGUAUUCAGUUUCAUGAUGCACCCGGUAGAAUGUUUGAUAAAGAUAUUUCUCCAAAUGACUCAAAUGAUAUAUUAGCUCGUGAUGAACUUGUUAUACGUGUUCAACCAAAUGAAGCUAUUUAUCUUAAAGUAAAUACAAAACGACCUGGUGAAAUGGGUUUUAGUAUUGAAGAAACUGAAUUAGAUUUAACAUAUGGUAAACGUUAUGAAGAUGUCCAAUUACCUGAUGCAUAUGAACGUUUAAUUCUUGAUGUAUUUAUGGGCUCAAAAAUAAAUUUUGUACGUUCAGAUGAAUUACAAGAAGCAUGGCGUAUUCUGGAUCCCAUACUUGCUGAAAUUGACAAGAAAAAACUACCAGUUAUUCCAUAUAAAUUUGGUAGUGUUGGAAUACGACAAGCAUUUGAUGUUGCAACAAAACACGGUUAUGUUUUUCGAGGUACAUACGUUUGGAAAGAUGAACGAUCUGCAUCAGCAACAAAUAAAGAAGAGACAAAAACUGACAAUAAGGAAUGA
Rotaria sp. Silwood1 is the source of this 1659-nucleotide messenger RNA. NCBI's taxonomy places the organism in Eukaryota, Metazoa, Rotifera, Eurotatoria, Philodinida, Philodinidae. The record is from the annotation of a GenBank genome assembly.